Molecule: messenger RNA, 1179 nt
Organism: Panicum hallii
Lineage: Eukaryota; Viridiplantae; Streptophyta; Magnoliopsida; Poales; Poaceae
Exons: 1
Coding region: 9-944 (311 amino acids)
Source: RefSeq, a predicted model, not a curated record
CGUCCACGAUGGCGCGCUCUGACCGUACCACCACCACUGAAAUGCGCUGGCUCGCCGUCUUGGUGCUCUAUGCGGCAGCCAUCUCCGGCGCCGCGGCGGCGGCGCGCGCGGACACCUUCAGCUACCCGGCCUUCGACGGCACCACGACGCGGGACCUCGUGGCGGCCACCAACACGUCCGUCCUCCUGCCGGCCGCCCUCCUCUUCGACCACGACGGCGCCUUCGCCGAGUUCAACCGCACCGAGGGCUUCCUGCUGCUCUCCGGGACCGUCGACGUCUGGCGCCCCGGCCCCGGCGGGGUCCCGGCCCUCGAGGCGUCGUUCAACACCAGCUUCACGCUGGCCGGCGCCGCGCCAGUCGCGUUCGUCGUCCUCAACAACAGGUUCCCGCUGUACGGCUGGGGCGGCCUCCGCGGCUUCGCCAACUACACCUCGCCUGACGAUGGAGCCAGCAGCGCCGGAGGCAGCCUCGCGUCCGUCGUGGCCGGGCCGGUGAGGUCGUACGGCCCUGACGAGCCGGCCGUCGGCCUCAACGUCACCGUCACGCCCAACGGCACGGCUCCGGGCAGGACUGUGUGGGUCGAGUACGACGCCGCCGCACACCGCCUGUCCGUGCGCGUCGCCGGGGUGGGCGAACCAAGGCCGACCAAGGCCCUCCUCGACGCGCCGCUCGGCCUCGCCGGCCGCACCACCACCGAGAACGCCUUCGUCGGCUUCUUUGCCGCCGGGAUCCAGGACAUCAUCGUCGGUGUCCGGGACUGGGACCUGACGGUGGAUAGGUUCCCAGGUGAGGGCGACGGGAAGAAGGGCACGUCGUGGUGGGUGAUACUGCUCGCGGUGCUCGGGUCUGUGGCAGCCACGGCCGCCAUCGUCGCCGCGGCUGUGUGCUAUUUCCAGUCCAGGCGGCGUCGGCAGCUCAACAACAUGCAGCCACCCAAGAUGUAGCUUGUCAUUUAUUGCCACGUACAGGCCCGCGUAGGUGUCAACAAGGAUUGCUUAUUUGGAAUUACAUAUUCCUUGACCACAGUUUAAUUAGAUUUAAUUAACAAAAAAAUGUUUUAUGUGUGAUAUCAUGCUUAUUAGUAGGUGUUUUGGUUUGCUAUAAGAGUAAGGUUAUGGUUCCUUCUAUUAUGUAUGGUGUGCUUGGGACGUAAAAUAUAGGAGUUGCUAAAAUUUAGUA